This is a messenger RNA of Alternaria rosae, 703 nucleotides long. RefSeq lists its product as uncharacterized. Bases 243 to 626 code for a protein of 127 amino acids. Lineage: Eukaryota; Fungi; Ascomycota; Dothideomycetes; Pleosporales; Pleosporaceae. The transcript is spliced from 3 exons. The record is from RefSeq and is a predicted model, not a curated record.
UGCUUAAAAGGAGAAUAACACAUCUAUACCGCAGAGCAUAAGGAUAGAGCAAGCGACGAAGACCCCACACGCGCCGACACCACCGAACCUUCCUGGCCCCACAUUCCGAGAUCAUCUUCCGUAAGGCUGGUCACACGCAAGCAUCUAUAAUCACGAUCACAACAACGAUACAAAGGCACAACCAGCCAUUAAGCAUUUUCCAAACACUUCAGAACCCAAAAUUCAAAUCAGACAACACCGAAAUGGCACCCUCAACACACGCCCUCUCCCACCUCCGUACAUACUCAACCCGCCAUCUUCCACGCGACCCACACUACCGCCUCAAAGCUACCUUGGCAACGAGCUAUGUAGUCUCAGCUCUUGCACUACCCUUUGUGCCGCCGCUGUUGGAGACCAGGAGGGCUAAGGCAGAUGGGAGUUAUUUGACGAGGUAUGGAGAAUGCGUACUGUUCGUCACAGACUCUUGGGUGUGCAAGGUGAUUGGUUUAGUGUGGACUUCUUUUACAGCGGUGUAUUGGCUUCACAUUUACUGCGAUAUUUUUCCACAUUCCCGGCGUUCGUUCAUUCUUGGGAGGAUCCACAUAGAAACCGCGAUCCGAUUUUGCGAGUGCAGCAUGAGCACCUAGCAGCUACUGUUGGUGAUCAGGGUAACAUUUUUGAUAAUACAUGCAUUAUUAAAACUAUGUUUGAGUGCCAAUGAUAC